Anopheles maculipalpis is the source of this 1570-nucleotide messenger RNA. Its product is annotated as excitatory amino acid transporter 3-like. Gene Ontology annotation, cellular component: plasma membrane. The transcript is spliced from 5 exons. The coding region runs from base 68 to 1570 and encodes 500 amino acids. Gene Ontology annotation, biological process: L-glutamate transmembrane transport. Gene Ontology annotation, molecular function: glutamate:sodium symporter activity; L-glutamate transmembrane transporter activity; neutral L-amino acid transmembrane transporter activity. NCBI's taxonomy places the organism in Eukaryota, Metazoa, Arthropoda, Insecta, Diptera, Culicidae. The record is from RefSeq and is a predicted model, not a curated record.
AACAAAACGAAAAGGAAAUCACAAACGCAACGAAGGUGAACUGCUAUCACAAACCAACCAACCAACCAUGAAGAUGCAGUGGACGUCCGUGUGGGGCUUCGUGCGCCGCAAUCUGCUGACCACCCUGACAAUACUCGGUGUGGUCGUGGGAAUAGCGCUUGGAAUGGGCUUGCGUGCCGUACCGGACGAGGGAGACAGUUGGUCCCAGCGGGACGUUUCCUACAUCAAUUACGUUGGUGAUCUGUUCCUGAGGACGCUGAAAGCUCUUAUUCUUCCGCUGAUCGUAUCGUCACUGAUUGCUGCCGUAGGAUCGCUGGAUCUUUCACUCUCGAAAAAGAUUGGUGGCCGAGCAGUUCUGUACUACCUUGCGACCACUGUCCUCGCAGUAAUACUGGGCAUUGUGCUCGUUGUGACGAUAAAGCCCGGAUCGGAUCGUGAAGGUGGAGAAGUUGAAUCGGACGCUAUACAGUCGCGUAAUGUCACCACCGUCGAUACGUUGCUCGAUCUGGUGCGCAACAUGUUCCCGCCAAAUCUCGUGCAGGCCUGCACACAACAGUACCAAACGGUUCUCAAACCACCAGCAUCGAAUCCAGCCGAAAGCGAUAUCUACCGAUGGACGAUUACCGGCGUGUACGCGGACGGUAUGAACAUUCUCGGACUGGUGGUAGCGUCGAUCGUGUUCGGUGUGGCGCUCGGCGCAACCAAGCGCGAGAAUGCACUGGUGCUCCAAUUUUUCCAACAACUGUCCCACAUCGUGAUGAAGGUCACCGGUUGGGUGAUUUGGCUGUCGCCGGUCGGUGUGACCUUUUUGAUUGCGGCUAAAAUUUUGGAAAUUGAAGACCUUGGCGAUGUGUUCGGUAAGCUUGGACUAUACUUUGCGGUCGUUGCUGGUGGUAUUCUGUUCCACGGGUUCGUCGUGCUGUCGCUGCUGUUCUUUUUGUUCACGCGCAAAAAUCCGCUCCGAUUUAUUGCCAACAUGGGACAGGCACUUGCCACCGCGUUCGGUACCUCGUCCAGCUCAGCCACGCUGCCCGUUACGAUGCAGUGUUUGGAGGAGAAGAAUCAUAUUGAUCCAAGGGUGUCGCGGUUUGUGCUACCGAUCGGUGCCACGAUCAAUAUGGACGGUACGGCACUGUAUGAAGCGGUGGCUGCCAUUUUCAUCGCUCAGCUGCGUGGACUAUCGCUCUCCUUCGGUAAUGUGUUGGCGAUCAGUAUAACGGCCACGGCAGCUAGUAUUGGAGCUGCAGGAAUUCCUCAGGCUGGCCUUGUGACGCUCGUUAUGGUGCUGGACACCGUGGGUCUACCGGCCGAAGACGUUUCCCUCAUCAUUGCUGUCGAUUGGCUUCUCGAUCGCUUCCGAACACUAGUCAACGUGCUCGGUGACAGUUUUGGUGCGGCCAUCGUGUACCACUACAGCAAGGCAGAAUUGCAAAACACGAAAAACGCAGAGUCAGGACUCACAGCUACGACGCAACUGCACCCAGAUACGGACCCUGAGCUGGCAUUUCACACCGACACGAUACUAGCCAACGGAGAUGAGCGCAUUAUCGACAAGAACAGUCGAUUGUAG